AUGGGUAUUACAUCAGGAGUCGGUCACUUCUUCCAGUCGAUCAUCGAGGUGAUCCAGGGAAUAUUCGCCGCCAUCUUCAACGCGUUCGCGUUGGUACUACACACGAUCGCCGACGCUGGCAAGGGCGUUGUGCACUUUGUCGAGGGAACGCUUGGGUUCGCGAUCCACAACUUCUUUAUUCUCGGCACGAUCGCUGCUGGCAUUCUCGGCUACCUGUACUACCAGCAACGCCAGGGCAGCACCACUGCUAGCAGGACCCUCAAGAACAAAUAA
Molecule: messenger RNA, 273 nt
Organism: Neoarthrinium moseri
Lineage: Eukaryota; Fungi; Ascomycota; Sordariomycetes; Amphisphaeriales; Apiosporaceae
Exons: 2
Coding region: 1-273 (90 amino acids)
Source: RefSeq, a predicted model, not a curated record